AUGUGCAUGUUCUUACUGAUAUUGAUGUUAUAUGUUUAUUUAAUUGGUGUCUUAAAGGAUUUUCGGAAUAUAUUGACACUGGAUUUGAGCGAUAACGUGCUCGACAUUUACAACAAAACGGCGUUUGACCCAAGUGUGCUACCAUCAUCUCUGAGAAUCCUCAAACUCUUUGGCAAUUUUCGAGAGGAUAGCAAGCUUGAAAAAGGCUAUGCCUACCCAAACUUUUCAAAUUUACGUAAUCUUGCGAUGUUGCAGAUGGAUGGCGUUGUAACCGAUUUCGACAUAGACUAUGAAAACAGUGGUGUCAGAAAUUUAACUCUAUCAUCAAAAGGACCUCUGGGGUUCUGCUCCAUAAAAGAAAUUUUCCCGACCACGUUUCACUCGCUUGUAAACGUGCGUGUUCUAGAUGUAUCCUCGUGCAGAAUUGAAAAUAUUUACAGAGAUGCCUUCAAACACAUGAAGAGUCUUGAAAUUCUGGACCUUUCUUUGAACAGACGUCUUGGAUUUAGCUCCCUGAUGAAUGUUUCAUAUUCGCUCCAGUUUACAAAUAUCCAAUUUCUGAAUUACUCACGGGUUUAUACUUCAUUUGGCCUUGGAACAAUACUCUUGAGCAGAGAUAUAUGCUACCUACGGAAUACUUCUCUGAAAGCAAUCGCCUUUGAUGACAACAGGAUAGAACAGAACACGAAUUUGUUACUUCCUGAGCACCUUGAAACAAUUUAUGCACAAGAAAACAAAUUCUCUUUUGGAAGAUGGAAAAUACGGUAUUGGUUCGACAUGACAAAGCAAAAUUAUUUUGGUUACCGCCGACUCGUAAACGACUAUGAAACUGAAAAUUACCGAUACGAUGCAUUUAUAUCUUAUUCAGACCAUGAUUUACAUUUUAUUCGAGACGAAAUUAUACCAAGGCUGGAGGACAGAGGGAUGAAGCUGUGUGUCCAUGAACGGGACUUUCUACCUGGCAUAUCGAUAUGGGACAACAUAGUGGAUGCGAUACGCACUAGCAAGAAAACGGUAGUGAUUCUCUUUAAAACAUUUGUUAAGAAGCAGUGGUGCAUAUUUGAAUUCAACAAGAAUGGAAAGUAUUGA
Molecule: messenger RNA, 1089 nt
Organism: Mya arenaria
Lineage: Eukaryota; Metazoa; Mollusca; Bivalvia; Myida; Myidae
Product: toll-like receptor 4
Exons: 4
Coding region: 1-1089 (362 amino acids)
Biological process (GO): toll-like receptor signaling pathway; inflammatory response; immune response
Cellular component (GO): membrane
Molecular function (GO): transmembrane signaling receptor activity; protein binding
Source: RefSeq, a predicted model, not a curated record